AUGCAUAGGGAUGAAAGUGAAGAGAGGCCAGAGGAUGGAAGAAGGAAUGAAGAUGGGGAAAAUUAUGGGAACUGGAUUAACACAAAUAGGGGAAACCAUAUAGGAAAUAAUAGGUGUGGCAACAAUCUAAAUAAUGGACAAAAUAGAGCUAACAAUGGCAAUCAUGGAAGUGGCAAUGCUGGAGGUACGAACAAUGGUAACAAUAAUGGCAAUAAUAGUGGUGGUGGGAACAAUGGUGAUAAUGGAAAUUAUGGCAUCAAUGGUGGAUUCAAUAGAGGAAUUAUGAACAAUCAAAGCAACCAUCAUGGUGGCUGGCAACCCUUAUUCAUUGAAAGAUACAAACAAUUGGAUUUCACUAGCAUUGUUGGUUACCCAAAUCAGAUUACUAAUGAUUUGAGAUUAGCAAUCCCAAAAUUUUCAGAAAAUGGAGUUGAUUCAGCAAAGUAG
Cryptomeria japonica (Japanese cedar) is the source of this 447-nucleotide messenger RNA. RefSeq lists its product as uncharacterized. The record is from RefSeq and is a predicted model, not a curated record. Bases 1 to 447 code for a protein of 148 amino acids. Lineage: Eukaryota; Viridiplantae; Streptophyta; Pinopsida; Cupressales; Cupressaceae. The transcript has a single exon.